CCCCCGAUCCGCCCGUCACCCUAAACCCCAGACACUAACCAACCGAGGAACCUCAGCGCCCCGCAUUACCCAGGUACACAACUCUCGCACCUCGGAGGCACAAGUCAGGCGGUCUUGAAACAAACCGGGGCUGUAAUCAUAGAUAUUCCAGGGCGCGGACGGGAUGGUAGGUAUUGAGAAUUCAUCGAGUUUGAGUUGAACUUUGAUUUUCCUUUUAUCCGUUCGCUCUUGUUCCAGUCGGUGUCUUUGGGAGGUUCAGGCUGCUAUAACUCUGUAUAGCAAGAUGACUACGAUUGUGGAGAAGACGAAAGAUGGGAUCAUCUAUCGCGCUGCAAAGACGUACCCCAUCCCGGAUGUAGACAUUCUGACUCUGCUCUUCGAGUCCGAACACUCCCUCGGCAGAGAUGACACCGUCAUUCACCUUUGCGCCGCCGAUCCUACCCUCCAACUAACCGUCUCUCGCUGCCGAGCCCUGUCCGAAGCCACCACCUCUGCCCUGCGCAGACACUUCGGUAUCGGCGCCCAAGGUCCCGGGAAGGACAUUGUUUCCGUCAUCUCGACAGGACAUUAUCUCCUCCCUGCACUAUUCUACGGCAUCAUUGGCGCCGGGGGUGUCUUCUCUGCGGCCUCUGCGGCUAGCACCGCAGGGGAGCUGAGUAAACAGAUUCAGGGCGCGGAGAGUAGGAUACUGUUUGCGGUGGAGGCGACACGGGAGGUAGCAGUGAAGGCGGCGGAGGAGGCCGGGUGGGGUGUUAAUGGUGGAGGACGCGUUCUCAUUAUGAGCGAGGGGAAAGAGUGGGAACUGCGAGCCGUGCAGGAGGACGGUAGUCUUGGACGGAAUAUCGUCGAUGAGAGGCAGAGGUUGACGUGGGAGAGGAUUACGGAUCCGAAGGCUCUAGAGGAGAGUCUGAUUAUUUUGAUUUAUAGCUCUGGGACUACGGGGUUGCCGAAGGGCGUCAAGCUCUCGCACCGCAACGUCGUGGCCGAAGCCGUCAUCCCUGGUAAGAUGUUCAGGGAUUGGAUCGCCGACAAACCCUCAUUCGAAUACCGAACGCUCGCGCACCUUCCCGUCGCCCACAUCGCCGGAAUCCAGGGCUACCUCAUCAACCCGUUCUACAUGGGCGGCCCCGUCUACUGGAUGCCCAAGUUCUCCUGGCCCGAGUUCCUCGCAUGCAACAAAAAGUACCGAAUCACCUUCUUCUUCACCGUGCCGCCCAUCUACCUGUUGAUCGCGAAGAGCCCCGAGGUCACGGAUCAGUUUGCGAGCAUGCAGAUUGCGAUUAGCGGCGCGGCGCCGCUGGGCAAGGAGCUGCAGCAUGCGGCGAGCGCGAAGCUCGGCGGUCCGGAUUGCUUCAUCAGCCAGACGUGGGGGUUGAGCGAGACGACGGGGUCCGCGACCGUGAUGCCGUACGGGAUGCAGGACGAUACGGGCUCCGUGUCUCCGCUGAUCCCGAACAUGCUGGCGCGCAUCAUCGACGACGAGGGCAGGGACGUCGAGCCGGGUCAACCUGGAGAAGUACUCGUCAAGGGCCCUGUCGUGUGCAAAGGGUACUACAAGAACGAGGCGGCGAAUCGGGAGAGCUUUACUGGAGAUUGGUUCCAUACGGGCGAUAUCGCGGAGUUCCGCAAUGGGCUGUUUUACAUUGUCGAUCGCAAGAAGGAACUCAUCAAGUACAAGGGCUUGCAAGUCGCGCCGGCGGAGCUGGAAGCGCUGCUGCUGAACCACGACUUGAUUCUCGAUGCGGCCGUCAUUGGCGUCGAUACGGAGGAUGGCACAAACGAGGUUCCCAGGGCGUAUGUGGUUGCUGAUAAGAACAAGAUCAGCGAGGAGGAGAUCAAGGAGUAUGUGAAGAGGAAUGUGGCGAGUCAUAAGCAGUUGAGGGGUGGAGUGGUGUUUCUGGAUGCGAUUCCAAAGAGCCCGAGUGGGAAGAUUUUGAGGAAGGACCUAAGGGUUUUGGCGAAGAAGAUGGCCGGGGCGAAGUUGUAGGGUUUUUCUGCCUCCCUGGGUCCCGUGGCGCUGAGAGUGAUGCGGAGGAUGGGAUUCGGAUGGUCAUGCAUCAUAGACUCUGUGGCUUUUACUUGGACAGCUGAGCUUUUGUGUUGGAUACUCCCAAGUUGGGUCCCUGAGCGGGUUGCUGACCCUGUCGAGUAAACAAGAGUUUGCGCUAUCGACAACUGGACUAUGCCCGCAGCGUGACAUGCCUCUCUUCCUCAGUUAUUCAAUGACAGGAGGCGCGGUCGUUGAGGUAGAUCGUCGU
This is a messenger RNA of Westerdykella ornata, 2258 nucleotides long. RefSeq names its product 4-coumarate-CoA ligase-like protein. The transcript is spliced from 3 exons. NCBI's taxonomy places the organism in Eukaryota, Fungi, Ascomycota, Dothideomycetes, Pleosporales, Sporormiaceae. Gene Ontology annotation, biological process: secondary metabolic process. The record is from RefSeq and is a predicted model, not a curated record. Gene Ontology annotation, molecular function: CoA-ligase activity. Bases 284 to 1987 code for a protein of 567 amino acids.